Molecule: messenger RNA, 1515 nt
Organism: Nanorana parkeri
Lineage: Eukaryota; Metazoa; Chordata; Amphibia; Anura; Dicroglossidae
Gene: ALPL
Product: alkaline phosphatase, liver/bone/kidney
Exons: 10
Coding region: 106-1515 (469 amino acids)
Biological process (GO): dephosphorylation
Cellular component (GO): plasma membrane
Molecular function (GO): alkaline phosphatase activity
Source: RefSeq, a predicted model, not a curated record
GAGAAAGAGAAGAACCCGGACUACUGGCGUAAGCAGGCCCAGGACACCCUCACACAAUCACUGCUCCUCCAGGACCUCAACAGGAACAUCGCCAAGAAUGUCAUCAUGUUUCUCGGAGACGGGAUGGGGGUGCCAACUGUCACUGCCGCUCGGAUCUUAAAGGGCCAGCUAGCUGGACAGCCGGGGGAAGAGACCAUGCUGGAGAUGGACAAGUUCCCAUACGUCGCGCUUUCAAAGACUUAUAACACCAACGCCCAGGUUGCCGACAGCGCCGGCACCGCCACAGCCUACUUGUGUGGAGUGAAGGCCAACGAGGGGACAGUUGGGGUGAACGCAGCAUCGGUGCGGGGUCAGUGCAACACCACCAGGGGCAAUGAGGUGGACUCCAUCUUGAAGUGGGCCAAAGAGGCAGGGAAAUCCGUUGGCGUAGUGACCACCACCCGGGUGAACCACGCAACCCCCAGCGCCGCCUACGCCCACUGCGUUAACAGAGACUGGUUUUCGGAUAAUGAGAUGCCCAAAGAAGCGGUAGAGGAGGGGUGCAGAGACAUCGCCUGGCAGCUCAUAUACAACGUUCCCGAUAUAGAGGUCAUCAUGGGAGGGGGAAGAAAAUACAUGUUUCCUAAAAAUACCCCCGACGUGGAGUACCCCAAGGAGGAGAAGGCCAACGGGACCAGGCUGGAUGGAUUAAACCUGACGAAGAUCUGGCUGGAGAAGAAGCCACCUACGAAGAAUGCUCGUUACGUUUGGAACAGAGAUCAGCUGAUGAACCUGAAACCACAAGAGGUGGACUAUCUCCUGGGUCUCUUUGAACCCAGCGAUUUGGUGUAUGAACUGGACAGGAACACCAGUACGGACCCCUCCCUGGUGGAGAUGGUGAAGGUGGCCAUUGCUAUUCUGAAGAAAAACCCCAAAGGCUUCUUUCUCCUGGUGGAGGGUGGACGGAUAGACCAUGGACACCACGAAGGAAAGGCCAAGCAUGCUCUACAUGAAGCUGUACAGAUGGACAUUGCCAUUGGUGUGGCCGGAGAGAUGACUUCCACCGAGGAUACUCUGACCGUCGUCACCGCUGACCACUCCCACGUCUUCACAUUCGGUGGAUACACCCAUCGAGGAAACUCCAUUUUCGGUUUAGCACCAACACUGAGUGACGUCGACCAGAAACCUUUCACGUCCAUCCUGUAUGGGAACGGUCCCGGCUACAAACUAGUGGACGGGAGCAGAGAGAACGUCUCCACUGUGGACUAUACUGAUGCCAACUACCACGCUCAGUCGGCGGUUCCCCUACGGAUGGAGACCCACGGCGGAGAAGACGUAGCCGUAUUUGCCAAGGGGCCCAUGGCUCAUCUCCUGCACGGUGUCCACGAGCAGAAUUACAUACCUCACGUCAUGGCAUACGCUUCCUGCGUCGGUCAGAAUCAGAACCACUGCAAUUCCAGAAGCUCAGGCCACAGGACCUCGGUCACUCUGCUGCCCUCCGUCUUAUCGGUCCUCGCCGCACUGCGAUUGUUGUGA